CUAGGACAUAACAAAGCAUCAUCAAUAACCAUCCUCUUCAUUUUCAAUAGAGCUAUUUAUUUGCAUUUAACUAAGUUGCAAAUAAAAUACUAGAAUGGCUACAUCAACAAUGGCUCUCUCUUCUUCAACAAUGGUUGGGAAGGCAAUCAAGCUUUCCCCUUCCACUCCAGACCUUGUGAUGGGAAGAAUCACCAUGAGGAAAACAACCAACAAGAAGAACGUCCCUUCUGGAAGCCCGUGGUACGGUCCAGAUCGUGUCAAAUACUUGGGUCCAUUCUCUGGUGAAGCUCCAUCUUAUCUCACUGGUGAAUUUCCUGGUGACUAUGGUUGGGACACUGCUGGGCUUUCUGCUGACCCAGAGACAUUUGCCAAGAACCGUGAACUCGAGGUCAUCCACAGUAGAUGGGCUAUGUUAGGAGCUUUGGGAUGUGUCUUCCCCGAGCUCUUGUCUCGCAAUGGUGUGAAAUUCGGCGAGGCUGUGUGGUUCAAGGCAGGAUCUCAAAUCUUUAGUGAGGGAGGACUUGACUACUUGGGUAACCCAAGCCUAGUCCACGCACAAAGUAUCCUUGCUAUAUGGGCUGUCCAAGUUAUCUUAAUGGGAGCUGUUGAGGGUUACCGUAUUGCCGGUGGACCUCUUGGUGAGGUAGUCGACCCACUCUACCCAGGUGGAAGCUUUGACCCAUUGGGCCUCGCUGACGACCCAGAGGCUUUUGCAGAGUUAAAGGUGAAAGAACUUAAGAAUGGUAGGCUAGCUAUGUUCUCUAUGUUUGGAUUCUUCGUUCAGGCCAUUGUAACCGGAAAGGGACCUCUAGAGAACCUUGCCGACCAUAUCACUGACCCCGUCAACAACAACGCUUGGGCCUUUGCCACAAACUUUGUCCCCGGAAAGUGAGCAAAAACUUCAUAAAAACUAUGUUAAGUUACUAGCUCAUACAAGAGUGCGAAUUUCGUGUUAUUAAUUUAGUGAAAUAUUCGGUGCAUUUAGAUCUUUCUUCAA
Medicago truncatula (barrel medic) is the source of this 997-nucleotide messenger RNA. Its product is annotated as chlorophyll a-b binding protein of LHCII type 1. The coding region runs from base 95 to 892 and encodes 265 amino acids. The transcript has a single exon. The record is from RefSeq and is a predicted model, not a curated record. Gene Ontology annotation, biological process: photosynthesis, light harvesting. NCBI's taxonomy places the organism in Eukaryota, Viridiplantae, Streptophyta, Magnoliopsida, Fabales, Fabaceae. Gene Ontology annotation, cellular component: membrane.